CAGAGAAAGACAAUGUGGAAGACGGUGUUAAUUUUUACACAACAUUUUAAACCAGUUAACGACGUUAAUUAUUAGUUUUAUAAGAAGUAUUUCAUUUAUUGAGUUUCAGUAACACAGACAUACAUUUUAUAUAUUCUCUUAUGUUUGUUCGAGCCGUGUUUUAAGUAAAAGCAUAGAAAUUAAUGCAUCGAAGUCUGUCGUUCAUGUCUCGUUUACCUCCCUUACACAUAACGAACGCUCCCUUCAACGUCCGCUUCAUUUCACUUCCUGUUCAAUGACAUUUUUUUAUUAAAGGAGCGUUUAUCGCCUCUUUGUUUAUUAAUCAGAAAAUCCUCGAGUUUACAGUUGUAGAAGUGUCAAUCGUCGCACACAUUUAACAUUUGUAAACCACUAAUUAAUAAUGAUAUGGGACUACCGUCUGAGGUCCUCUACACGUAACAACCAGAUGAAAACUGCAGAAAAUGGUAAUGGUGGGGAGAUCCAGUGGUGUUUUUCUCAAGUGAAAGGUACCAUAGAGGAAGAUAUCACUGAAGCCGACAUUAUUUCAUGUGUAGAGUUUAAUAGUGAUGGAGAACUAUUAGCCACCGGUGACAAAGGUGGACGUGUUGUCAUUUUCCAACAUGACAAAUCUGUAAGUACUUGUUCUGUUUUCUUUUCAGUCAUUUUAUUUUGUGUGUCAUUUUUUUUUUUCUACAUUUGUACCAUGUCGUGCACAUGUGGUUGUGAUGCAUGUGCCUGGUGUACCCUUAUCAGACGAGUAGUCAUGAUGGGUAUAUUGGGCUUCGUAUAUUUCUGCCCCAGUGUCCCUUUGGUGGCAUGCACUGCUCUCUCACUCAAUAAUAAUAAUAAUAAUAAUAAUAAUAAUAAUGAUAAUAAUGAUGUUGUUUUUGUUUCAGAUAAGACAAUAAAAUUGUGGAAGGUGACAGAACGCGAUAAGCGACCGGAAGGUUACAACCUGAAAGAUGAAGGUGGUCUGUCUCGGGACUCCACCAACAUCACAGCUUUACGUGUCCCAGUAUUCAAACCCAUGGAGCUGUUAGUGGAGGCGAGUCCGCGGCGUAUUUUUGCUAAUGCUCACACUUAUCACAUCAAUUCCAUUUCUGUCAACAGUGAUCAGGAGACUUAUUUAUCAGCUGAUGACCUGAGGAUCAAUUUAUGGCAUUUAGAAGUUACUGAUCAAAGUUUCAAUAUUGUUGAUAUCAAACCUGCUAAUAUGGAGGAGUUGACAGAAGUUAUAACUGCAGCUGAAUUCCACCCAACAGAAUGCAGUCUAUUUGUAUAUAGCAGUAGUAAAGGAACUAUCAGAUUAUGUGAUAUGAGGGCACAAGCCUUGUGUGACCGACAUGCAAAACUAUUUGAAGAACCAGAAGAUCCAACAAACCGAAGCUUUUUCUCAGAAAUCAUCUCUAGUAUAUCAGAUGUAAAGUUUAGUCAUAAUGGCCGAUACAUGAUAACGAGAGAUUAUCUGUCUGUAAAAGUUUGGGAUUUGCAGAUGGAUUCCCGGCCAAUAGAAACUUAUCAAGUGCACGAAUACCUCCGCAAUAAGCUUUGCUCACUAUAUGAAAAUGACUGUAUAUUUGAUAAAUUUGAAUGUGCUUGGAGUGGAGGUGACCGGUACAUUAUGACUGGUUCUUACAACAAUUUCUUUCGCAUGUUCGACAGAGAAACUAAACGUGAUAUAACAUUAGAGGCUUGCCGUGAAAAUAUGAGAACAAGGACUAUAUUAAAACCUAGGAAAGUUUGUACUGGCAGCAAACGUAAGAAAGACGAAAUAAGCGUCGACUGUUUAGACUUUAGCAAAAAGAUUCUUCACACAGCCUGGCAUCCUUUGGAAAACAUUCUGGCUGUAGCUGCUACUAAUAAUUUGUAUAUUUUCCACAGUAAAGAUUAGCAAUUAGUGCUAUUUUUUAGUAGGA
Molecule: messenger RNA, 1916 nt
Organism: Octopus bimaculoides (California two-spot octopus)
Lineage: Eukaryota; Metazoa; Mollusca; Cephalopoda; Octopoda; Octopodidae
Product: serine/threonine-protein phosphatase 2A 55 kDa regulatory subunit B
Cellular component (GO): protein phosphatase type 2A complex
Molecular function (GO): protein phosphatase regulator activity; protein binding
Source: RefSeq, a predicted model, not a curated record